CCAGCUGGAUCGGAUUGGAUGAUCGCCAACAAGAUCGAAAGACCCCAAAAACUACACGAAAAUACAAACUUGAAACUUGAGACAUGAGUUCGGCAAUUGUGGGAGCUGCAUCAGCAAUUGGUGGAGCUGUAACAGCUGCCACCAGCAACAGUUGGUUCAUUCCCAUGCUAAUGGCGGCAGUGGCCUAUUUUCAGUAUGAGGAGAUAAUGGAUCCCGAGUCCAAGCCCAGUGAUGUCAGCGGCGAUGAUAUAUUGGAUCACUAUGAUUUUAUAGUGAUAGGAGCUGGAUCGGCUGGUGCCGUCGUAGCAAAUCGUCUAACUGAGGUGGAGAAUUGGAAUGUCCUUUUGCUGGAAGCCGGCGGCGAUGAGACUGAACUAACGGAUGUGCCAUUGAUGGCUGGUUAUUUGCAGCUAUCGAAAGUUGAUUGGCAAUACAAGACGGAGCCAUCGGGUACCUCGUGUUUGGCCAUGCAGGGUGGACGUUGCAACUGGCCACGUGGCAAGGUCCUUGGCGGCAGCUCUGUACUCAAUUACAUGUUGUACUUGCGCGGCUCCAAACAUGACUAUGACAAUUGGGAGGCUCUUGGGAAUCCCAGUUGGUCGUAUCGUGAUGCGCUCUAUUAUUUCAAGAAAUCGGAGGAUAAUACCAAUCAAUAUCUGGCCAAUACGCCAUAUCAUGCCACAGGCGGUUAUCUGACGGUGGGUGAGGCUCCAUUUCACACUCCCUUGGCGGCUAGUUUUGUGGAGGCUGGCGUGGAAAUGGGCUACGAGAAUCGUGAUUUGAAUGGCGAAAAGAUGACCGGAUUCAUGAUAGCCCAAGGCACUACAAGACGUGGCUCCCGUUGCUCCACUUCCAAGGCGUUUUUGCGACCAGCCCGUCUGAGACCCAAUUUGCAUAUUUCAAUGAAUUCGCAUGUGACACGCAUUAUGAUUGAUCCAGUCAGCAAAUUGGCCUUUGGAGUGGAGUUUGUCAAAGAUCAGAAGCUGUACCAUGUGAGGGCCACCAAGGAAGUAGUUCUCUCCGGGGGUUCAGUCAACAGUCCCCAAUUGCUAAUGCUAAGCGGUGUGGGUCCGCGCAAAGAGUUGGCCAAACAUCGUAUACCCCUCAUCAAGGAGUUAAGUGUGGGCGAGAACCUUCAAGAUCACAUUGGACUGGGUGGCCUAACGUUUCUGGUGAAUCAGCCAGUUUCCAUAGUGGAGAAUCGUUUCCACACCAUGUCCACGGUGUUGCAGUAUGCAGUAUUUGGCCAGGGUCCGCUCACCAUUCUCGGCGGUGUUGAGGGUCUGGCCUAUGUGAAUACGAAAUACGCCAACAGUUCGCUCGAUUGGCCCGACAUUGAGUUCCAUUUCGUUUCCGGAUCGACCAACUCCGAUGGUGGCUCACAACUGAGAAAGGCCCAUGGCCUCACCGAUAGCUUCUAUCGAUCGGUUUUCGAGCCCAUUAACAAUCGGGAUGCCUGGAGCAUUAUACCCAUGCUGCUGAGACCUCGCAGUUCGGGUAGCAUUCGUCUGCGUAGUGGCAAUCCCUUCGAUUAUCCCUACAUCUUUCCCAACUAUUUGAGCGACGACUUCGACAUGCAGACCCUAAUCGAGGGUGUCAAAAUCGCCGUUGCUCUGUCACGCACCAAGGCAAUGCAACGCUUUGGCUCUCGUCUCUCCAACAUACGUUGGCCGGGCUGUGAGCAAGUGCCUCUCUUCACCGAUGCCUAUUGGGAGUGUAUGAUCAGGCGUUAUACGUCGACCAUUUACCAUCCAGUGGGCACCUGUAAAAUGGGUCCCUAUUGGGACAAGGACGCUGUCGUCGAUGCCAAACUGAGGGUCUAUGGCAUACGAGGAUUAAGGGUCAUCGAUGCCAGCAUUAUGCCCAAACUUGUGUCGGCCAACACAAAUGCUCCAGUCAUUAUGAUAGCCGAGAAGGGCAGCGAUAUGAUUAAAGAGUUUUGGAUUAAGAACACAAUUGUCUGAGUGUGUGAAAGUGAAUGUGCAUGUGAGUGACUGUGAUGACUAAUGAAUGUUUGAAAUGCUUGAAUGUGUCUGUAUGUGAAGUAUUUUGUUGUAGUGUUAAUG
Messenger RNA from Drosophila willistoni, 2066 nucleotides. RefSeq names its product glucose dehydrogenase [FAD, quinone]. Gene Ontology annotation, molecular function: flavin adenine dinucleotide binding; oxidoreductase activity, acting on CH-OH group of donors. The record is from RefSeq and is a predicted model, not a curated record. The transcript is spliced from 2 exons. The coding region runs from base 84 to 1964 and encodes 626 amino acids. NCBI's taxonomy places the organism in Eukaryota, Metazoa, Arthropoda, Insecta, Diptera, Drosophilidae.